AUGAGUGAGGCUAUAGUGAUAGCAGUGAAGCUGCUGGGACAAUCAGACGAUGUGCAGCCCGAGCCGUUUUAUAUCAGCCAAGGCAUUUCAUGGCGAGAUCUUCGAGCGAUGCUCCUGGCUCUGUAUGAUGACCAGCCCGAUGAGCUAGAUGUCCGCUACCAGGAUGAAGAUGGGGACCUGUGCAUUUUAAGCAGCGAUGAUGAGUUACAAGAAGCUUUCAGGGACGCAUCAACUACAGCUAAUGUGCUGCAGCUUAAUGUGAAGACCAUGGACCAGGACAAUGAUUAUGAUCCAGCAGAAGUCCAUAUGAUCCAUGUGAACCCUCACUCACUGUUCACUGAUGCAGAGAAGGAGGAACAGAGCCUGUUGUCUCCGGUACUGGAGAGACUGUGCAGCUGGCAUGUGCUAAACCAGAGGCCAUUGUUGAAGCACCGAAGGAAGUUGAGAAGUCAACCUGAAGUAGCCUCUGAGCUUGCCGAGACUGGCGAGGUGACACCCAAACAUGUGUUUGAUGAAGAGACUGGUCUCAUCCACAACCAGAUCCUGCCAGAGCCUAUCAAGCCUGCCUACCAUGAACCUGUGGUACGAAAGAAAGCUUGUUACUAUGAGAUUGAGGGCAGUGACCAGUCCUCAAAGGAGAUGGACAAGCUGAUAAAGCAUGUUGCAGACAAACUUGGUGAAAAUCAGGACCAGGAGUCGGGAGAACUGUCCUCCACAAAGUCUGAUGAAGGAGAUGGAGAGGCCAUGCCAUACCAAGCAUUUGUACAUUUCAUGGAGAAGCUGAAGCAAGAGCUGAGGAAUGAAAUUGUGCAUGACGUCACCAAGAAGACGGUCAAGCAGGUGCUCCGUGGCCUGGACUCAGCCUGGCCCUAUGGUGCCCGUGAUCGCAAGGACAGUCGCAGCUCACACCCUUUGUAUUUACACGAGAAGAUUUUGUGUGACAAGUGUCAGAAAACCAUCAUCGGACCAAGAUACAAGUGUGGCAACUGCCCUAAUUUCGAUCUGUGUGAAGAGUGUGAGAGCAAGCCGGGUAUUCACGACCAGGACCAUGUCUUCAUCAAGCUACGACGCCCGUGCCUGGACGCUGGGCUGAAGGAUGGCCGGAAGGUGCCUUUGUUGAAACACCUGUUGUAUGCAGACAACACUGAGAGACACACCGAGGAGCAUGACCGACUCCGAGCCAGGAAAGUGGCUGAGAAGUUGGCUCGGCGCCAGGAAAAGAUGAAGAAGCGUGAGGAGAAGGUGCAGGAAAAGCAGAAGAGGAAGGAGGACAAGCUGAAGCGCAAGCUGGAGAAACUGGAUGUCCAUGCAAUGAAGGACCACCCUCAGAAGAAGGAGAAGGUCGAAACCCAGGCACUCCCCUUACCAACUUUCAAGUACCCCUAUCAGGUUCUGGGAGCUGAGUUUGUGAGAGACAUCACAAUCCCUGACUACACACAUGUCCAGCCUGGAACUAGGAUGCAGAAGACUUGGAGGAUGAAGAAUACUGGCAGCCACCAGUGGUCAGCUUCCACCCAGCUGCGACUGAUGUGGGGUACUAUCCCUGCCCCCAAGACCGAGGUGACAGUCCCUGCCCUGCCCCCCAGCCAGGAGGGGAACAUCACUGUGGAGCUGAUUGCGCCAGAGGACCCAGGAAGAUACCAGAGUCACUGGAAGCUGUUUGACCGAGGGGUGAACUUUGGCCACAGAGUUUGGUGCUCUAUUGAUGUGGAGCCCAAAGAAGUCCUGGAGCCAACACGCCCAGACCAUCUGAAGAUGGUGGACUCCACAGAUGGACAGGCAGAAGCCGCUGUCUGCAAGGAAGAUGAAGAAGAUCCAGAGGAGAAGUUUGAGGAGCCUCAGGUUGAUGAUCCAGCUGAAGAAAUAUUCCUGGAGGCUGUAGAAGAGAAACAGACAACUCCUCUCAUCAUGGCGUCCAAGCUUGUCCCUGCCGCUGUUAUCCCAGAAGUCAAGGAAGAGGCAGUAGUUGAACCUACUGAGGUCAAGGUCGAGGAGAGUGAGGUUAAGGUUGAUGAGAGUGAGGUCAAAGUCACAGAAAGUGUGGCUAUACAGGUGGAAACUCAGAUGCUGGAGGCGGUGAGCAAAGUUGGCCUACCCAAGUUUGGUGAAGCAACUGCAGUAGAGGGAGUGGUUGACCUGCUUUCCUUUGAGUUCCUUGAUCUGUCAGACAGGAAGACCUCCAAGGCCUCUCAGACAGCAACCCCCAACAACACGCCUCUUGAUGUAAGUCCUCCCAAGUCUCCAGCUCCGGAACCCUUUAUUCCAGCAACUGUGUCCAACAGCAGCAGCGUGGAGUUGGUGGGCAGUGAGGCUGAGAAUAACCUGCCUCAUCUCACCGAGUAUGUCCAGCAGAGAAUGGCCAGUCUGGAGCUGAAACCAGAUACAUAUGAUGAAGCUGACAUCGAGUCUCUGAGCAGCCUGUCUCUGUCUGAUGAUGACUCUGACGACUACUGCAUCGUCCCGCUGCCAGACUGCUUCAACACUGAGGUGCCGCUCACACGCUCAGUAGCAGGCCCUGUGGAUGACAACCAGAACGAGAUUGGGGUUCCAGAUGAGAAUCUGUCAGAGGACACGAGCGUCACUCCUCAGCCCUCGCUGGACGAAAUGCUCACCACGUCCAAUGUAGUCUCAACCCCUGCUCUUGACCCUGAGCCAGCUGUCCAGAGAAAUGAAGACCCGGUCCCUCCACAGGAAGGGGAACAACUGCAGGUGGAUGAGACUGAGACAAAGCAGAAGCAGGUGGAGGAGGACGAGGACGAGGACGAGGAGGAGCAGAUGGAAGAAGCUUCUGCGGCUGUGCCGAUGCAGACAGCCAGGGUGGUGGAUGAGAAUCAGAACUCAGAAGAGGAUCGGGAGGGAACAUCUCCUAUUCAGUCUACUCCCUCAGAAUUUGUGAACCAGUUGUUCCACACAGCUAUCAUCGCGGCAACAAAAGCUGGCGCCAAGGCCUACAGUACCACCAAGGAUGUGUUCAACUCCAUGCAGGCCAAACAGUGGAAACCCAAUGAGAACAAUUGGACACCUCCCAAGAACACUUGGAAUCCUCCUGACAGUACUUGGACUCCCCCAGAGGACAAUUAUGUCCCCCCACAGAGCACGUGGACCGGUCCAAGCCCCCAAGAGCCCACGCCAGUGACCACUGACCCCAUGGUCCGUUUGAUGGAGAUGGGCUUCUGCAACCGUGAGCUGAACAAGGGGCUGUUGGAACGUUUCAACGGCGAUUUGGAGCCAGUUAUUCAAGAGCUCCUGCAGCAGGUGGAGAGGGAUUGGUCAGCUGCUCGACAUGGGUCAACCAAUCAGUGACCUGGGUUGCCAGACGAGAGAGAAAGACUGAGCGAAUGAUCAUGUCGAAAGGAGAGCGAUAGUUUCUAUUUGAACAGCGUCUGGUUGUUGUGUGGAGUGUGAUGCAAUUUCGACUGGUUGGAACAGAAACAUGGAAUGAUGUACAUAGUUGGAGUGAAGAUGUAGAUUAGGAUAUUAGCAUACAUUCACUUGUACAGCGAUCACACGAACAAGCAAAUUUUCUAUCAUACAUAUACACUGAUUAUCAUUUUCUUGCUUUGACAGUUUGGUAUUAUGUAUCCCCAUUUUUCACUGUGCAGUCUCGAAGGUCUUGUCAAUGAGAUUAUGCUUGAACUUGAUCUGUUCUUUAUUUGGCUUUGAAACUGAAUUUACCUUAUUGGUAAAUUAAUGGUCUUUCAAGGUUCUAGCAAAGAUCUUUCUUUAAGAUAUGCCCUGAAGAUGUGUUAUCAAUUCAUGUUAUUGAUCUAGUGAUGGAAAUAUUUAAUAAAAUGUUUCAAAUGUUGCUUUGUUUUACGUCAUCCAUUAUUGAUUGUUUUGACAAGAAAUUUUGGCUCACAAGGAAUGUAUUUGAAUAGUGAAUUAACUUAAAGCUAGACUGUAAGCUUUGACAUAUCAUUGUGAUUCUAAUGUGAUACGUGGUUUAUUUGCAAUGUUUAAUAUGUGUGUAUUUCUAUCAUUAUUUUAUGUCUGUAGACUAGGGUCAAGGUGUAUUGUAAUGUAUGUAAAACUGUGAUAGCUGAAAGGUGGGUACUUGCAUAUAAGCAUUAAACUGGGAUGCCGUGUCAAAUACUUUUAGUGUAUAUCUAGUCCACUUGAUUUUUCCGAUACCAAACUUUCGUUCCAUUCUUUCAGAAGAUAGAUUUUCGUUCCAGUUUUAUCAGCAGGCUUGAACUUUUUCUUUAGCAUGUUGAUAUGACCACAUCAAAUUAUUAAUUGUUCACAAACAAUUAUAAUUUUUGAAAAACUUAUUUCAUAUUUUGAAUUAAGGAUAUCAUCAAAUGACAUGUUUCGAUUGUUUACAGUAUUAUUUCAAAAUUGUUGAUAAGAUUUAAAAAAACAUCAUGCCAAAGAAGCUCACAUUCUCAUUUCAGUUGGGCAAAUAUAUAAAGUGGCAAGUGGAAAUGCUCACAAGUUUGUGGCAUUUAUCAUAGCACUUGAUAAUGAAUGCAUUCUUCGUUGAGAUAAAUCAGUGACCCCUGACCCCAAUAUUGCUGAUGCACAAGUCCGUCAUCAGCAAUCCCAGUUGGGUCAAGCAACCAGUAGUGAGAACUUGUUUAGUUCAGCUAAAUAACUGCCUCCCUGAACGGUUAUAUCUUGUUUAAGCUUGUAUCGGUACAAUCCUGCAGUGGUGAUUAGCUUGUAUAUAUUCCUGACACUAUAGCACCCUUUAUUAUCAUCUGUGUGUGGAAGACUAGAUGUUGUAUGCUUGAAAUUGGAUGUGAAAAAGUGGAAAUAUCCUUGCUUGUCUAAUGUCUUUCAAUGACAAAUUUGUCUUAACAAAUCAAAUCAGAUAUUUAGAAAAAAUAAAAUUAUGACAGUUAUGAUGCAGAAUAGAAAGAUGAAUGCGUCACUUAAAGUAUUAUUACACUCAGAUUUUCAACAGUUGGAUGACAAUUUAUGAUUACUCUAAAUAUUUAUAAAUGCAUUUUGUUUUAGAUAUGUUAGCCAUGUUUUUCUUGAGGUAUAUUUGGACAUGUGAGGACUUUUCUGCACUUACGUCAGAGGAUUGUGUUUGUUAAUCUGCAAAUUACUUAAACAGUAAAAGCAGACCUCAGCAAGAAAGUGCUAUUGUAGAUAACUUGAAGGUUUAUCAUUGUAUUCACUGGUAUAUGCAAAUGUUUCAUCUACUAGCAUAGUCUUGUUUAUUUAUUAUGCAUGAGUUAUUUGUCAUUCUACAUUUUCCAUGUUGAGAAAAGCUGUCAAACAUUUUCAAAGACGGUGAUUUCUUUUUUAAUCUUCUGUUUCUUGGUUGAUUUAAUAAGUACUCACGAAAUAAUGCCACUGAUUUGGUUUUGGAAUUUGUUUUAAAAACUGUAAGCACAAACAAGCCACCUGUAUCUUUACAUAUAUAUGUUGAAAAUGUUUGGCUCAGCAUACAAUACACUAAGUAAUGCAAUCUGUUUCUUUGGCUGUCUCUGUUUAUAAAAGCUUGCCAGCAUGUUUUCACCAAUCUGUACCUCAUUUCUAUAUCGGCUGUCAAUAUCUGUGUGGGAUAUAUUUUCCUUUGUCGACUUGCCUCCCUUGUAAACAUGUACAGGAAUAUUAACCUAUGUAUACUAGUUGCUCCUGAUAAAUUGAAACCUUUUUCAAUUAGUUAGAAACUCAGCAUUGUGAAGUUUACUUACCAACUAAAUGUAUGUGGAGGUAUUUUUCAACCUGUACAAAAUGACGGAGGAUAUGUGGAUCAGGUAACUGAAUUUUGUGUUUAUACCCAUGAGACACUAUUCAUAUGGUGAUACCAAGAACUGUCUUUCCCAGACAAUUAAGUCAUUUGAAAAAUAAUUGAUCACUCAAAGCAUUUAAUGUUUGUUUAUAAGCUGAAAUAAAUCUAACCAGGUCUUUGAUAAGCUUGUCCUCCAUUACUGAGUUUUUAUAAUUGUUUGCUGAGAUGUUUGAUUAUGUUAUUUCCAGCCAAACAAGCUAUUGUUUAGAAUUUGACAAUUUGGUAUCAAUCCAAAGGUGGUUAACUAAAGACCAAUCCUUGAGUUUUCAUGUUACUACUAUUUAUGCUAUUUCAUAAAAUGAUUCCCCACAAAAAAAAUGUUAUACAGUGAUUUGUAAACUGUUCAUGUUGCGGUAAUGAUUUACAAAAAUCAGAUCUGUUCGAUGGAAAACAUUAGAAUUUGUAAAUCAUCUUUGUAAGUGAAUGGAGAUUUAUUCGACAAUAGAUAACAUAGCUCUAGAUAUUGCGCUGUGGAUGUUGAUAUUUUAUGUUUCUGUGAAUUUUGACUUUUGUUUUUUUGUGUCUUUGUUUGGAUUUGAAGACUCCCCCCACAGUAAUAAUAAAAUGUCAUGUUCAA
Messenger RNA from Haliotis rubra (blacklip abalone), 6323 nucleotides. RefSeq names its product next to BRCA1 gene 1 protein-like. The record is from RefSeq and is a predicted model, not a curated record. Gene Ontology annotation, cellular component: phagophore assembly site. Lineage: Eukaryota; Metazoa; Mollusca; Gastropoda; Lepetellida; Haliotidae. Gene Ontology annotation, molecular function: zinc ion binding; ubiquitin binding. Gene Ontology annotation, biological process: macroautophagy. Bases 1 to 3303 code for a protein of 1100 amino acids. The transcript has 19 exons.